Gryllus bimaculatus (two-spotted cricket) is the source of this 732-nucleotide messenger RNA. Lineage: Eukaryota; Metazoa; Arthropoda; Insecta; Orthoptera; Gryllidae. The record is from the annotation of a GenBank genome assembly.
AUGGCCCGCCGAAUGGCCAUGGAUUUAUCUUCCGGAAGCCGGAGGAAUCUGCGCCUGGUCCAAGUGAGUUUGAGGCCGGCAACGUUGAUGCGCUGGCACAGGCCGCACAAACAGACAUACGGCACGCGUGCAGCUGUGGUGUGUGUGUUAAUGCCGCGAAGAGGCACUCUGUGCUGCGAAGAUUUAACUCAGCGUGACUGUCGAGGGUCGCGCUUGCCCCCUCCUGGAUCCGCCAGAAGAGGACGGGCCAUCGGCGGGCGAGUCACCGCAGCCAUCGCCUCCGACCUCGCCUCCAUCUCCCCACUGGGAGUGGGGUGUGAUGUGGUUGGAUGUGCGUAUGUGGUGGAGUGGGUUGAUGUGGUGGUAGUGAGUUUGUGUUGGGCUGUUGUGUGGUGUGGUGGCUGCUUGAUGUGGGUGUGUGAUGGGUGUGUGUGGACGUGUGUGAUUGGGGUGGGGUGGUGUGAUGUGGGGUUGUGUGAUUGUGGGUGUGUUGUGUGUGUUGGGUUGUGUGAGUGUGGGGUGGUGAUGUGGGUGGGGGUGUGUGAUUGGCGGGUGUGUGAAUGUGGCGGGGUGAAUGUGGAUGUUGGUGUGCUGAUGGGUGUUGUGAUGUGGGUGUGUGUGAUGUGGGUGUGUUGGGUGUGUGAUGUGGGGUGUGUGAUUGCUGGGGUGUGUGAUGAUGGGGUGUGUGAUGUUGGGGUGUGUGAUGUGGGUGUGUUGAUGUGGGGUGGUUGA